Messenger RNA from Metarhizium brunneum ARSEF 3297, 2448 nucleotides. RefSeq names its product Elongator complex protein 2 (gene ELP2). NCBI's taxonomy places the organism in Eukaryota, Fungi, Ascomycota, Sordariomycetes, Hypocreales, Clavicipitaceae. Gene Ontology annotation, molecular function: protein binding. Gene Ontology annotation, biological process: tRNA wobble uridine modification. The record is from RefSeq and is a predicted model, not a curated record. Gene Ontology annotation, cellular component: elongator holoenzyme complex.
AUGGCCGCUGAAGGGCUGUCAGUAGAGUACCUGUCUGCCGGUGCUAACAGGCAGACUUCGGUUGCAGACUGGAGCAAGACUGGCUUGUUGGCUUUUGGAGCCGAUGUGAAUAUUGCCCUCUGGCGCCCGACCGCUCAUCCGCCUCGCGGUAUUGAGCAUAUUCUUAGUGGCCACAAAGAAACGGUCAAAGCAGUAGUAUUUCUGCCUGAAAGCGACGAGGAUGGCUCGAGCUACAUCGCGUCAGGCUCCGAUGACAAGACUCUCAUCUUCUGGAAGUCAAAGGGUCAUGGCCACAACUUCGAAGCUGUCCAGUCGUCCUCCGAACAUACUGCUCCUGUAAAUUGCGUCGCUGCCGUGAGGAUUGCUGGCGAACCGGCCAAAUGGAUUGUCGCAACGGGAGCAGCGGACGCAACAAUCAAGAUCUGGUCUUUUGAGAAUGAUCAACUGCAACUUCUCCAAUCCAUCAAGACAACGCCGAAAUUCUUUCCUUUAACUCUCUCUUUGGGUAUUAUUGACGGCGACGUGCUCAUUCUAGCGGCUGCUGGCACGCGCGAGACCGUCCAGAUCCUCACGGCUGAUCUCAAUACUCCAAGCAUGGACUUUAGUGUGCAAGCGACCCUAUCUGGACACGAAGGCUGGGUACGCUCGUUGAGUUUUACAAAAGAGACAAACGAAGCUGGUAGCGAUCUUCUUCUGGCAUCAGCCAGCCAAGACAAGUACAUUCGUAUUUGGAGAAUUCACCAAGGACAAGAGCUACCGGCUCUAGCAGCAGCCGGGUCAGAUCCCCUCAGCGGUGCGUUUCUUCCUGGGAAAUCUCCGUCAAAUAAGGCACACCAUUUGAAAGCCGCAGGCAAAGACUUUUCCGUGACGUUCGAAGCAUUGCUGCUCGGCCACGAAGAUUGGAUUUAUAGCGCAAGAUGGAAAACGCGUGCCGACGGCAAGCUGCAACUUCUCUCAACCUCUGCCGACAACUCUUUGGCAAUUUGGGAAGCUGAUCCCGCCUCUGGCAUCUGGGUUAGCAUGGCAAGGCUGGGCGAGAUCAGCAGAGAAAAGGGGGCCACGACAGCAACUGGCAGUACCGGCGGUUUCUGGACUGGGCUGUGGUCGCCGCUCGGCGACUCUGUUGCUUGUCUUGGAAGGACAGGAAGCUGGAGACGCUGGGAACACGAUUCCUCAACCGAUACGUGGAAGCCAUGUGUCGCCAUUACUGGUCACACCAAGGCAGUGACUGGCAUUACUUGGGCCAAGGGCGGCGACUAUCUCCUGUCAACAAGCUCUGAUCAGACAUCACGAUUGCAUACCAGAUGGACGGCAUCUGGCGCUGGCACGUGGCAUGAAAUGUCUCGGCCGCAAAUUCACGGAUACGACUUGAACUGCAUUGACUCACUGGGGGACUCUCAAUUUGUCUCUGGUGCUGAUGAGAAGCUCAUGAGAGUGUUCAGCGAGCCCAAGGCAGUUGCGACACUACUCAACAAUCUUGCAGGCUUUGGCCAUGAGAAUGUGGAAAACAUGCCAGAUGCGGCUAAUAUGCCUGUUCUUGGUCUUUCCAACAAGGCCAUUGAUACGGUGGAUGAUGACCAAGAGAUCCAACCCAUCGAUGACCGCGACCGAGAAGCGGUGGAUCCUGCCUCGGUGGUCAAGAAGUCAUACCUGGAAAUCGACCACCCGCCAUUCGAAGAAACCCUUUCAAGACACACUCUGUGGCCAGAGGUUGAGAAGCUAUAUGGCCACGGCUAUGAAAUCUCAUGCCUUGCAACCAGCCAUGAUGGCAAACUCAUUGCCAGCGCCUGCAAAGCCAGCUCUACCAACCAUGCCGUGAUUCGACUGUUUGAGACGGAGAAGUGGACAGAAAUCCGACCACCGCUCGUAGCACACUCUCUGACGGCCACUCGACUCAGGUUCUCAGGCGACGACAGGUACCUCCUCAGUGUCGGUCGCGACCGGCAGUGGGCUGUGUUUGAGAGAAAUACUGGCAUCGACGCCAUGUACGAGCUGCUCCAGUCAAAUCCCAAGGGCCAUAGCAGAAUGAUUCUUGACGCUGCCUGGGCACCGACACAAGCGCCUCUCUUUGCCACGGCAGGCAGAGACAAGCAGGUUAGAAUUUGGUCUUCACAGGUGGGAGAAGCCGGGAAGUUGCACUUUACUCAAACCGCCAGUCUUGCCUGCGGUGGUUCGGUCACAUCUGUCGACUUCGUAUCAACUAUUGUCGGGGGAAAGCUGGUUUUGGCGGUCGGGACGGAAGCGGGCAAGGUCAGCAUCUGCUUAGUGAAUGAAGAUGGUUUGGCAGUCACUGAAUUGCCAUCACAACCAGAGUUGAAUCUUCCCAAGACAGUUCUUCAAUUGGCCUGGAAACCAAUCCGCAAACCCGACGAGUCUGGCUACACACUAGCAGUGGCUGGUGAUGAUAGCUCUCUGAGGCUGAUUUCGUUCAAUGAAUCCUAUUUAUGA